Molecule: messenger RNA, 1980 nt
Organism: Oryza sativa Japonica Group (Japanese rice)
Lineage: Eukaryota; Viridiplantae; Streptophyta; Magnoliopsida; Poales; Poaceae
Product: glycine-rich cell wall structural protein 1.8
Source: RefSeq, a predicted model, not a curated record
CACUCUGCACCCAUCUCAUCAUCCAAACACAUAGAGUACUUAAUUAGCAAUGGCCAGAACCAAGUUGGUAUCUCUUAGCUUUGUUGUUCUGCUGAGCGUUGGUCUAGCCAAUGCCGCAAGGGUAGCUAGAUAUGCUAGCGCCGAGGGUGGCGGUAGUGGAGGGGGAGGUGGUGGAGGGUCCGAGGAUGGUUCUGGAUGGGGAUCCGGCUCUGGCUCUGGGUAUGGUCAGGCCGGCGGAUCUUCCGGUGGAGCAUAUGCUAGUGGAGGCGGGGGAGGUCAAGGUGGUGGAGGCGGUCAAAAUGGUGGAUCUGGAUAUGGUUCUGGGUCCGGUUCUGGUUAUGGCCAGGCUGGUGGCUAUGGCCCUCAUGGUGGAGCGUACGCUCAAGGAGGUGGCCAAGGUGGAGGCGGUGGUGGUGGGGUGAAUGGUGGGUCAAGAUAUGGUUCCGGCUCUGGGUCUGGAUAUGGUCAGGCUGGUAGCUAUGGCCCCGGUGGAGCUUAUGCUCAAGGAGGUGGACAAGGUGGAGGUGGCGGUGGUGGACAAAAUGGAGGGUCUGGGUAUGGUUCUGGCUCUGGCUAUGGCCAAGCUGGUAGUUAUGGCCCAGGUGGAGCAUAUGCUCAAGGAGGUGGACAAGGUGGAGGUGGCGGCGGUGGACAGUAUGGCGGGUCUGGGCAUGGUUCUGGCUCUGGCUAUGGCCAAGCUGGUAGUUAUGGCCCAGGUGGAGCAUAUGCUCAAGGAGGUGGACAAGGUGGAGGUGGUGGCGGUGGACAAUACGGCGGGUCUGGUUCUGGCUCUGGAUCUGGUUCUGGCCAAGCUGGUGGAUACGGGCCUUACGGUGGAGGAUAUGCUCAGGCAGGCGGUCAAGGCGGCGGUGGCGGGGGUGGGCAUCCAUCAACAACGGCGUGGGCGCCGCUGGCGAAUCCACCGCCCGUCGCUGUAGCGUUCGGCGCCGCCGCGGGAGGGGGCGCGGCUCUAGACGAGGUCACCGUCGCCGACGCCGGCGGCGGCGUCUCCGCCCCCGCGUCUGCUAAUGGGCAAGAGACACACGCUUCGUACUCUCAUCUCAACCUUCAGAUUCACAUCUGUGAGAUAACAAUGGCUAGAAGCAAGUUUGUUGCUCUUAGCUUCGUCGUCCUCCUUGGCAUUGGACUGACCAAUGCUACAAGGGUAGCUAGGUAUGUGAGCGCUGGAGGAGGCGGUGGGGGAGGCGGAGGUGGUGGUGGGUCAGGGAAUGGUUCUGGGUGGGGAUCUGGCUCUGGCUCAGGGUAUGGCCAAGCUGGAGGCUCUGGUGGAGCAUAUGCUAGUGGAGGUGGUGGCGGUGGAGGUGGUGGAGGUGGACAAAACGGUGGAUCUGGGUAUGGUUCUGGAUCUGGUUCAGGUUAUGGUCAGGCUGGUGGAUAUGGGUCCCAUGGUGGUGCGUACGCUCAAGGAGGCGGUCAAGGUGGUGGUGGAGGUGGUGGGGCAAAUGGUGGGUCUGGAUAUGGUUCCGGAUCUGGCUCUGGCUAUGGUCAGGCUGGUGGCUACGGUCCUCAUGGUGGAGCAUAUGCUCAGGGUGGCGGACAAGGUGGUGGUGGUGGCGGUGGAUACAAUGGUGGAUCAGGUUAUGGUUCUGGUUCUGGAUCUGGUUACGGCCAAGCUGGUUCAUACGGGCCCUACGGUGGUGGCUAUGCUCAUGCAGGUGGUCAAGGUGGCGGCGGCGGCGGAGGGCAGAGUGGCCCAGGUGGCCAUGGAUAUGGAAGUGGCUCUGGAAGCGGUUCUGGAUCUGCCUAUAGUGGUGGGCACCCAUAGGACUGUUAUCUAAAUGAACUAUGUGAAUGAUGUGUGCCAACAUAUAUGGCCCUAAAAUAAAUAUGUACCAAAUAAUACGUCUUGUACCAAAAUAAUAUGCCAUGGCAUAGUUGUCAUAGCUGGAUAGUUGUAAUAAAAGUAGUAGUCUUUAAGACUACUAAAUACAAUAUAUGUACACUUUCUCCUUAAUUGAU